This is a messenger RNA of Pieris brassicae (large cabbage white), 2508 nucleotides long. Its product is annotated as 4-coumarate--CoA ligase 3-like. Gene Ontology annotation, cellular component: mitochondrion. Gene Ontology annotation, molecular function: long-chain fatty acid-CoA ligase activity. Bases 638 to 2329 code for a protein of 563 amino acids. The record is from RefSeq and is a predicted model, not a curated record. Lineage: Eukaryota; Metazoa; Arthropoda; Insecta; Lepidoptera; Pieridae. The transcript is spliced from 9 exons. Gene Ontology annotation, biological process: long-chain fatty acid metabolic process; fatty-acyl-CoA biosynthetic process.
UGUUUAUUUUUUAAUAUCGUCAUAGUUCUUAAUUAUUAUUUAAUAACUUUACUUAACAUGAAUAAACGUAGCAGAAAAUUUAAUUUAUACCUACAAUGAAAUCUUACGACCACCAGUGCGUAGACUGAGUAUUAUACGUAUUGUACUGUACAAGCAAAUUUAAUUAUUGUCCAUAAUGGAAAAUUUGUACUCCAUAUCAAUGCAUAUAAAUUAAAGUAAACAAACUAAAAAUAAUAUUAAUUCCAAUCAACAUAUAAUUGUUUCUGCUUGCUUGCAGCUGUUAAGUAUUAAAAACUUAGCAUUGUUUAUAUUCCAUCUUUGCAAGGCCAUUUAACCGGUCACCGUCAACCUACACUACCAUAUGUAUGCGAUAUGAUAAUUUGUGUUGACUGUUGAGUACAAAGCCUAUUCAGUAUUCAACUUUCGUAAGACUGCGAGCUACGGCCGUUACUAGCACGGAAUCGAGCACAAGACGGACCCGACUUCGAAACAAAUUUAAUUGUUAUUUGGACUCAGAUGUGUGGAGGUGUGUCGUUAUUAGACUCGUGUUUUUUUUAAUAAACCAGUUCACACAAGAGAAAGUUUGAAAUAAACGUCUGAAAUUUUAUUUUAAAAAUAUUAAAAAACGUAGUGCCUUAUGGCUUCAACAUUAAGACGUGCUUUAAGCCUAGUAAUAAAAAAACGAAAUGUGUAUAAAACGUCUUUUUUACAAAACAGCACAGAUUCAAAAAUAUUAACAUCAGUUUUUAAGGAUUUAGAAGAUUCAAAUCUUACAAUUAAUGAAUUUGUGUGGCAAAACUUGGACAGAUGGCCAGACAAAACUUUUACAGUGUGUGCCACCACAGGCCAUGGAUAUACAUACGCACAAACACAUCGUAUGUCGAUAAACUUUGCUGCGUCGCUCCGGACGAAAUUGCAGUUGAAGAAUGACGAUACAGUCGCCAUAAUAUUACCGAAUGUUCCAGAAUAUCCAUGUAUUUCACUGGGAAUAUUGGAAGCUGGGUGUAUAAUCAGUAUGAUGAAUCCUGCGUAUAGUGCUCAUGACUUACAACGCCAGCUGGAAAUGAUAAAAUGCAAAGCGAUAGUAUCAUCAAAGCUAUCAUAUCCGAACAUUGCAGAGGCUCUGAACUCUAUGAAGAAGAAACUACCUGUUAUACUAAUAGACAAUGAUGAGCUACCAGAGACAACAAUAAGAUUCUCAGAGUUCGCAAAUGACUUGAAUGUGGAUGUGGACUGUUUGAAGGCCGUGAAACGGAGUGCAAAAGAUGUCGCCAUAAUGCCUUUCUCGAGCGGUACAACCGGUUUCCCGAAAGCCGUUGUUUGCACCCACAAAUCCGUUGUGGCCUUUAACGCCGCCAUUCUAGAUCCGAAUGUUGUUUCUGUGGAGGAGGCUUCAGCGAAUUAUCAAUCAGUGAUGCCGGGAGUUCUGCCAUUUUUCCACAUAUUUGGCUUCAACGUCCUUAUGAUGAACUUGAUGUGUGUGGGUGUUAAACUGGUAACAAUAAGUCAGUUCAAGCCUGAAGUGUUUCUGGAGACCCUGGUCCGUCAUAGAACUCAACAUAUGUACGCUGUUCCACCUAUGAUAAUAUUUCUGGCAAAACAUCCGGCAGUGACGCCCGCGCAUCUUCAAUCGCUUAAAGGUAUCGUGUGUGGAGCGGCUUCUUUAGCCAAAAGCGACGUUGAAGCUCUGCUAAAGAAAAACAGGAACAUCAGAUUCCGUCAAGGCUUCGGUCUGACUGAGACCAACGGUGGCAUAGCAAUUGGACGCAAUGAUGACACGAAUUAUGCCUCUGUUGGACAUGUGGUUGGGAGCUGCCAGAUUAAAAUAUCUGAUCUCAAAACCCAGGAGGUGCUUGGGUCGGGACAGGAAGGUGAGAUUUUGGUCCGUGGCCCGGUGCUCAUGAGCGGGUAUUAUGAGAACGAAGAAGCCAAUAAGGAAGUGUUCACAUCAGAUGGCUGGUUCAAAACCGGUGAUAUCGGCAAAUACGAUGAGGAUAAGUACUUGUAUAUCACUGACCGGCUUAAAGAACUUAUUAAGGUGAAAGGAUUCCAAGUCCCUCCAGCGGAGUUGGAGACCAUUCUCCGUACUCACCCUAAAGUCCUCGACUGCGCUGUCGUAGGUAUUAAGGACUCGUUAAGCGGCGAGGCGCCCAAGGCCUUCGUAGUGCCACAAGCCAAACAGAGCAUUGACCCGAAGGAAUUGUUAGAAUACGUGAACAAACAAGUGGUGGCGUUUAAAAAAAUUAAAGAGGUUCAAUUUGUGACUGAAAUACCUAAAAACCCUGCUGGUAAGGUUUUAAGACGCGUUAUCAAGGAAAAGUAUUGUUAGUAAAUAUUCUACAAAGUUUACUAUGGGUUUUUUCCCGAGACUUUCCCUGGGAUUUACGAUAUGGAAUCUCAGCUGAUGUUAAGUGACUCACCCAUAGACACUCAAUGCGUUGCCGCCAUUUUAAGAAUUGACUCUUGAAGGACUCUCAGUCAAGUCAAAGUUAAAAUCAUUUAUUCAUA